Molecule: messenger RNA, 1942 nt
Organism: Eufriesea mexicana
Lineage: Eukaryota; Metazoa; Arthropoda; Insecta; Hymenoptera; Apidae
Gene: Rab7
Product: RAS oncogene family member Rab7
Exons: 5
Coding region: 171-794 (207 amino acids)
Biological process (GO): endosome to lysosome transport; phagosome-lysosome fusion
Cellular component (GO): lysosome; phagocytic vesicle; late endosome
Molecular function (GO): GTP binding; GTPase activity
Source: RefSeq, a predicted model, not a curated record
AAUCGAUUUUAACAGUCGAGAUUUGAUUAUACCUCGGUCGAUAAAAGAGGCGAAGAACAGGUGACGACAUCGUUGUCAUACUCGUGAUUUCAUAACACGCCAUUUUCUUUGUGUGAAGUACUGGCUGAAAGGAAUUUCACCCUCUGUUUUCUAUCUAAUUCAAGUUUACAAUGACUUCUCAUAAGAAACUAUUACUUAAGGUUAUUAUCCUUGGAGAUUCAGGAGUUGGUAAAACUUCCCUUAUGAAUCAGUAUGUAAGCAAGAAAUUUAGCAAUCAAUAUAAAGCUACCAUAGGUGCAGAUUUUCUUACCAAAGAAGUAAUGGUAGAUGAUAGGAUAGUUACUAUGCAGAUUUGGGAUACAGCUGGCCAAGAAAGGUUUCAAUCUUUAGGUGUUGCUUUCUACAGAGGUGCUGAUUGUUGUGUACUUGUAUUUGAUGUUUCUGCACCAACUAGCUUCAAAUCUUUAGAUUCCUGGAGGGAUGAAUUCUUGAUCCAAGCUUCUCCUCGAGAUCCAGAUAAUUUUCCAUUUGUUGUACUUGGGAAUAAAGUUGAUUUGGAAUCCAAAGUGGUAUGUGGUAAAAAAGCACAACAAUGGUGUCAAUCCAAAAAUAAUAUUCCAUAUUUUGAAACUAGUGCUAAAGAGGCCAUUAAUGUUGAACAAGCCUUCCAAACGAUAGCAAAAAAUGCUUUAGCUCAAGAAAGUGAAGUGGAAUUAUAUAAUGAAUUCCCAGACCAAAUUAAACUAACCAAUGACCAAAGAAUCAGUGGCAAGGGUGAUUCUUGUCCUUGCUAGGUCUUGGAGUGGUGAAAAUUGUGGACAAGUACAUAGAUGCACAGGUCAGAUCGUACAUUCGCGUACCUGCGCAUUUUGAAAAAUACUACAUCGAGUUUGAUGUGUUUUGGAAGUCUUAAGUAUGCACCUUGGUUUCCUUUAUUCAGAUUUUAUUCAAAGUUUUGAACCAUAUUUACAGAGUUAAAAUUUUGUUGUUGGAAUUACGUGAAAUAUUGAGAAAAAAUAAAUAUAUAUGUAUAUAUAAGGAAGUUUAUAAGCAAUGCAUUCUAAACAAUAAAAUUAGAAAAAUUUUGUACCAAGGAGCAUUCAUUUGGCUUCAUUACAUAAAAGACUAUGUUGUAUUUUAUAUUGUGUGUUUGUGUUGAUAAUUGACACGUCCAGCAAUAUCUUCAACACAAUAUUUUCGAAAAUUGUAAUGCUCUCUUAUUGGGUAUGGCGAAGAGUAUGAGCUGCCCUUUUUAUUUGCAUCUUUACAGCUCAUUGUCAAUGUCCUUUAUUAUGUAAUAUUACGAUGAUUUCGAAUCACCUAAAUAUAACUGUCAUAUCGGGAGGAAAAAUCACAGGUCGGGAACAUACUUAGCAUAACAAUUAGAUUAUCCAAAGUUUGCUCAUGAUUCAUUAAAACAAUCGCAUUUAUUAAACAGUUUUCUGAAAAGAUUUGUAGGUAUAUUCUUUCGAUUAUUUACCAAAUUGUCAAGUUAAGUGAAAUUUUUGUAUUGGUCAACAUGUUUGUACGUUAUAAAAACUUAUACUAUGUUUAAUUUUAUGAGAUAGGACUUUUAUUGAAUUCUUGCGAUUAUUUAACUACCUCUGACAUUUUUAAUUAUGUAAAGCUUGCUAAUUGUUAUGUUAAUGAGAUAUUCUACUCUUUCAGGUACAAAACAUACGUUGUUUGCAUAAGUUGGAAUAACUGUGAAUUUGUUUUAUGAUGUAAUAACAUCACAAUGUAACUGCGAUGAUAUUUCACAAUUGUCUCAAUUUCAAAAGGCUAGUGCGUUUUCGAGGAAAAAAUUCCCUUUUUAAAAACAACUCAAUAAUAGUUUGAUAAUUCGUUAUUUGGUACUCUCGAUGCGCUCGUAAUUACUUGCAUACUAGUAUUUUUAUGUAUCUUUAAAUUCCUCCCUAGAGUGGAAGUCUUGAACCGCGAU